AUGGUCCAGGACCGGGGCCCGGCCACAUCGGCCGUCACCAUUAUUGUGACGGCGGUUGCCACCACCUUCGUCGCAGCUCGAUUUUUCACAAGAGUUCGACUUGUCAGAUCCAUCAGGCAGGACGAUUGGUGGAUUCUGGUAGCAUGGGUGUGUGCUGUAGGAUUCUCCUCGUCGAUAUGCGUCGCUGUUCAUUAUGGGUUAGGCAAGCACAAGCAAGACAUACCAGACAGCUCGUUCAGCGCUCUUCGGAAGGCCGAAUAUACCUUCGCCAUUCUCUACAAUCCGUCCUUGAUGCUGACGAAGACCUCCAUCAUUGUCUUCUUCUUGUCAGUGAUGAGCAAGGACGUUGAUCCCGUCUUCAAGUGGUGUAACUGGUUGACCCUUGCUGUGGUCAACCUCGUCGGACUGGCUCUCACAUUCUUCAACAUCUUCCAAUGUUCUCCCGUUGCAGCCGGGUAUCUUUAUCCUACACCCGAGAACGCUGCGUGCACAGAUAUCGUUACGCUAUAUCUGUCUUCGGCGCCCCUCAACAUCAUCACGGAUAUUGCGAUUUUGUUUCUCCCGAUCCCAAUAUUGACGGGAAUGCGCUUGCCUCGGAAGCAAAAAAUCAUUCUGGUGGCUACGUUCAGUUUCGGUGCUUUCGUUGCGGCCAUUGACGUUAUACGCAUUGCUUACUUACAGCAAGCGGCACUGAAUCGGUUGAAGGUGGUCAAAGGUACUGGUAGCGACCCAGGGCGAACUGUGGAAGACAACGAUUUUUCUUGGUAUGCAAGUCUGAGCUUCAUGUGGUCAGCAGUGGAGGUCUGCAUCGGUCUCGUCUGUGCAUGUGUGCCGAGUCUAAAACCUCUCUUUGCUCGCUUCUUGCCCAGCUUCAUCAGAGAUGCCGGAGAAGAGUUGACGUCCAACAACAGCGUCGAUGCCGGAAAUCCGAGUGCGGGAAGUGCGGGUACAAAACUUCCGAAAGGAAACGUGUCGAUGCUCAACAACCCCGCUGCGUUUAGGAGGCCGAUUGUUCAGGAAUACUGUGGAGAUGAUCAAGGCGACCAGAUGGGAUUUCUGAAUAUGCUCGCGUGGCCGCCUGAGGAGCAGACAGGAUCACCACUCUCAAGGACGGCGACAAAACUGAGUCGGAGGCACACCAACAAGAGCGCGGUUUCCGACUUCGGAUUCGUCAACAUGUCUGGAAAACGAAAUAUGCUGAAUUUGUCAAAUCGGGAAAGCGCGUGGCCGAUUGCCGUGGUCACAGUCAUCUUUUUCCUGUGGGGGUUUGCGUAUGGCCUGCUUGACACGCUCAAUUCUCGAUUUCAGCUCGUGGCCGGCGUCUCGACAGGAAAAGGGCUGGGCCUCCAUUCGGCCUAUUAUGGGGGCUACUUCGUCGGACCUCUGAGCCUGGGCCGCUUCAUCAUCAAAAGAUAUGGAUUCAAGGCGCUGAUGAUCGCGGGCUUGGCAGUGUAUGGCUGCGGGACGUUAGUCUUCUGGCCGUCUGCUGUCUUGACAUCAUACGCUGCAUUCACCGUGUCAAACUUCAUCGUCGGAUUUGGCUUAUCUUGCUUGGAAGUGGCGGCAAACCCUUACAUUGCCCUGUGCGGACCGCUGGAGUUAGCAGAAGUCAGGCUGAACCUUUCCCAGGCCUUUCAAGCGAUCGGCACGGUCUGCUCUCCCCUCUUAGCCACCAAAGUCUUGUUCAAGAGCGUCAACAGUGCGGGCUCACUUGUGGACGUGCAAUGGACGUAUCUUGGGAUUGCCCUCUUCGUGUACGCGCUGGCAGUCGUUUUCUACUACAUUCCACUGCCAGAGGCAUCAGAUGAGCAGCUGGAGGAUUUGGCUGAACGUCGUGGUGACGCAUAUAUGGCGAGAGUUGGUCCCUGGAAAGUCGUCUAUGUGACACUUGGACUGGGAGUCUUCAGCCAGUUCUGCUACGUGGGCGCACAAGAGUGUGUUGGGAACAACGUUCAACCGCUCUUCAAGUUGCUGAAGCCAACCUCGACUCUUCAACCAUUCGAUUAUCAGAUGGUUGGUCACGGAGUCUUUGCAUUCGGUCGGUUCCUGGCCACCUUCCUCAACUACUUUCUGAAGCCCAGGUGGAUUCUACUAGGGUCCUAUGUCGGGGUUGUCGUCUGCUUGGCCCUGGAUAUGCAUCUCGACGGCAACGGGGGAGCUGCAGUCCCCAUUCUCACACUGUUCUUCGAAGCUGGUAUUUUCUCCAUCAUUUUUGCCAUAGCAAUGAGAGGCUUGGGCAAACAUACCAAGACUGGAGCUUCCUUGAUGACGGCCGCCAUAUCAGGUGGAGCGGUCUUCCCACCCAUCCAGUGGGCUGUCGCCAAUGGACAUGGAUUGAAGUACUCGUAUUGUGUGCCCCUGGCUGUGGCCGUAUCGGGGACGCUUUUUGCGGUUUACUUAAACCUUCUCCCACAGGCGAAGAGUCAAGUCGACCCCAUUCAUGAGACGCGUUCCAGACGACGCGCACUUAGCCCGACAUCACAGGAAAGUGCUGGCACAGUCGAGCAGGAAAAGGUGACAGAGUCCGGAGCGCCAGGCAUAGUCGGUCGACGGAAGAGGGACAGGCAUUUCAAAUCGCCAUCAGUCCAACCUGUCGAGCGGCGAAGCACGAACCUGAUGGUGGACGGUGAACCGGCGUCUCCCGUGUUGGCGAUGGACUUUGCAGACGUUAGGAACCCUUACCCAAGUGCCCCAUCUGUUCAGCCCAAGCCAGCCAAAGGUUAUGUGGCGGAUCUCGCGUUGUGGCCUGCUCAACGAGACCUCCCGAAAGCUCAUGCCAGCAGCAACAGCGGCCACCGCGACCCGCACGCUGAUGAUAGGAAUCCGAAUCGCCAUAGUCAGAUGGACGAGGAUUUAGACAUGACCAUUACUCGCCACCGACCGCGGUGGGAGAAUCGAGAUCCGCAAGAUGACUUCGAUGAUUACCAUACAGUUAUGAAAAGCAUAUGA
Cladophialophora carrionii CBS 160.54 is the source of this 2949-nucleotide messenger RNA. RefSeq lists its product as uncharacterized. The coding region runs from base 1 to 2949 and encodes 982 amino acids. The record is from RefSeq and is a predicted model, not a curated record. The transcript has a single exon. Gene Ontology annotation, molecular function: transmembrane transporter activity. NCBI's taxonomy places the organism in Eukaryota, Fungi, Ascomycota, Eurotiomycetes, Chaetothyriales, Herpotrichiellaceae. Gene Ontology annotation, biological process: transmembrane transport.